AUCGCACGCAUGCGUGGUAAAUUGGGUUUGUUGCACCCGAGGAACGAAAACAUCGUAAUAAUAUUUUCAAGGUGGAUCUAUUCACUUAUUGACAAUGCUGCUGAGUCGAAAACUGAAGAUAUUCUCGAUAUUGGCUAUUUUUGGGGUGGUUUUUGUGACUGCAUCUUUCGUCAGUCCAGGAUGGGUGAAUUGUAAAUUAAGCAACAUAAAAAGUUUCAUGGUCAUCAGUGGUCAUCAAGGAUACCCCAAAAAAGCACAUCUAUCAGCAGGACUGUGGUAUUAUACCUUAUGUAUUCAACGGUUUAGUUGGAAUGAUGAAUCAUUGAAAGAGGAGGACUGUCACUUGGCUACAUACCCCUUUAAGAUUGAGUCACCCUAUUUAGAUCCAGCGUAUGAAAGAUUUAAAGGGCUGUCUAGUCAUUUUAUGCUGGAAACCCAGAUCAUGUCCUCCAUUGGAUUUUUCUGUGCUGUGCUUGGCUUCAUGGGAACUAUUGUAUACACACGGACUUUAACGAAAUCCAGAUGGGCUGGAUUGUUAGCCUGCACCAGUCUUUUCAUCUCGGGUUGGACGUAUAUCGCAAUGAUAGUGAAGAUAGGAAUUUCAACUAAUAUUUACCACAAAGAUUUUUGGGAAUACACAGGAUGGGAAAUAGACCAAUUUUAUUGCCCUUGGGGUCUCAUUUUGGUAGGAAUUGGGGGCGUCUUAAUCCUGGUUUCAGCCGUUGGCCAUUUGUUUAUCCUGUCCAGAAAUAAAACAAAGGAUGAUAUACACGUGUUCCAUAUCCACAAAGGAACGAACCAAGAAAUCAUCUCGCAGCAUUCCUACACGACCAUAGCACCACCAGGAUACCACGCGACUGUUGAGUUAAAGGUGCCACUUGUUGGCAGUAUGGAGAAAAAUGAGGAGGCCGGCUGUCGUUCAUUUAAAUGAGAGUUUUCCCAAUUCGUAAUCUUAGUGAUGUGGUUUGACUUAUUCUUCUGAAUUUCUUGAAAUUAGAAAUUUUUGUAACCCUUAGUUGUAUGACAUUCCAUUUUUCUUUUUUUAAUAAUCACUAAAUGUACAUCUUGUAAAUUUUAGUAUAUCUCCUGAUGAUGUCCGUGAAAUAUUGUUCCAAUCAUUUCCUUUGCUAUUUGUGUCACUAAAAUAUCUUUAGAUUAUUUCGUUAAGGAAGAAGUAUUUUCUGGUUUUCGACUACAAGCAGACCCGUUCGAUGUUCUACAGAAAGGAAUGCUUCCAUUCUACUUAUUCCUCGGCUGAAUUAAAUUCGAUUAAAUGGUCAUUAAAUCAAGAUGAAAGAAUAUUAAAAAUAUUUUUCCUUCUGUUCUACUAUCAUACAACUUGGCAUAGAAAUAGUAAUCAAAGUUUUGAAUCUAACAAGGACUCUAUUUUUGGCGGAAAAUUGGCAUAGGAAAAUAUCACAAUUUUUUUGCAAUUCAGAAAUGCUAUACAUAUAUGAGUCUAUUCAGCAUUUCUAUUUAGCAUUUUCCAAACAAUAACAUUAACAUUGGAUUUUUUCAACUAAUGUGAACUAAUGAUAAUGUACUUGGGUUUCUGAAUAUGUUUUUAAAAUAUGAUUCGCCUAAUUUUCAAAUUACAUUUUAAUAGCUUUUUUAAUCAAUUUUUUUAACAUAAAUUUGUGCGAAAAAUCACUGAAAUUAGACUUUCUCCCUUAAUGAAAGGUAAAAAAAUUAGCUUUUCUGUCAGUAUAUAUCUUUAUGUAAGUUCUUCAUUCUAUGUAAAAAUCAGAAAUAUUUUAUCAUUGGAAGCAUAAAAAAAUCAAAAUAUCUAAAUAUUUUAAGAAAAUUCGAGGAUAGGCGGGCUAAGCAAAUUAGCUAAUACACUUUUUGAUAUUCUAUCAUUUCAUUGAAGAAUAGAAACAUCAUAUCUUAAACAGAUUUCUACAAAACGUCAGAUAACUACAUUUAUUUGAAUUAUCCUUUAACUUGAGGAAAAGAUAGUGACUUUGACCUGACCUUGAUACGAAAACAAGAUGGUCAAAUUUGAUUAAACUGAUAGAAUCAUUUGGCUAUGUGAUCAGUUUGACUGUUUAAAAAUUUAUGAAUUUCUUGAUAUAAGAAGUCUGUCUGAUAACGAGAAAAUUUCUUUCUUAAGUUACACGUUACAAAGAACAUACAAUUGGACAUUUUUGUUAUUCCAUAUAAAACAACGAAUGUUAUUAUUUGUCAGAACUAGCUGGAUAUCCACGGCUAAUACCUAAGAAGUUGUCGACCAUGUCACAGAUUUACAUUCGCUGAGAAAACGGUAGCCAGAUAUUUUAUUUAGAAUUCAAACCACAAGGGCUAAGGAAAGGCUAAAACUUAACAAUAUUAUAGUAUAAACGCAUAUUAAUAUUACACCAUAUAUACAUAUAAAAUGCUCGAACUCGGACAAACUCCAUAUUUUAAGGCGGGCGACAAACAACACGAAUUUUUUGAUUAUUGUUUUGUAUUUUAAAAAAAAAUAUUGUUUGCCUUUUGUUUUAUGAAUGUCAGCUCACGAAUUCCGUAAGAUCAGAAGUACUUUUCCCACCUAGUCCGCUCUCUGCCCCAAUCUAAAAUAUAUAUGAAAAAGACUCUUGUUCGGACCUACGUUUAAGUCUAUACGCUAUUUGAGCAAUUAUGGGAAUAAGAUAUGGUAUAGACUUCUAUAUCGGUGCGAUUUUACAAUUUUAUAGUAAAACUAAACAUUUUUUAUGAAUAUAUAAAGAACUUUGAACACAUCCAGUCUGGCAUUCAUCAUCACCAAAAUUUUUCGCCCGCAGAAAAAGUUAAAUUUUCUAUGGCGAUUUGGCGGACGGCUAUCUAAAACACCGUUGUUGUGUUUAAAAUGAAAAUUUGUAAUUAUUACACGGCAUGAUAUGCGUCCUUUUAAUACAAGA
This is a messenger RNA of Magallana angulata, 2879 nucleotides long. RefSeq lists its product as uncharacterized. The transcript has 3 exons. Bases 95 to 931 code for a protein of 278 amino acids. Lineage: Eukaryota; Metazoa; Mollusca; Bivalvia; Ostreida; Ostreidae. The record is from RefSeq and is a predicted model, not a curated record.